GCGAAGGCUUUCUUCCGCCUUGAGGAGAGAAUAGGAUGCCUUAUUGAAGGUGGCGGAGUGAUGGGUCGAUGGUGGCGAUCCUGUCAGGUGUUGCUGCGACCGUGUCAGAAGUUAGAAGUUGCUUGGUUGAGUUUCGAUCAAUGCGCCGCGACAACGCUUCCUUGUUUGAUCCUGCUGGUCUUUUUUGCCACACUGAAAUGGGUCACUAGUGUCAAUUCUGAAGACUGAGGUCAGCAUUGUGGUUCGAAGCCUUGACUGGGUGAUUAUCGAUCUCGUCGAAAGGAAUUUGGCGAUAGAUGAGGAUGAAUGGGCACAUGGGAUGGUCUCUGGACACAAUCCCAUUCAACUUCCCCCUUGCUCUCAGUCUGAACAUGGGAUUUCAUGGAAUAUUGGAUUGUUUGGGAGUCUUGGCCACCCAUGUCACAUUGCGGUGUUUCGACCACAUGUCGUUCACCUCUCCGUUUGAGGAAGCCAAGAAUCUCCAAAUUGGUGGAUUCAUGCGACCGCCAUCCGCAGGCGUUGUCAUUGUCAAGGUGUCACGACCUUCACUCAGAAUGUGCAUUGCCAUUCAGCUCCUGUUCGAUAACUUCAAAGUGUGUCGGAUGAGCUGACGAGGUCUCUGGACAACUCUGCACCGCCCCUCGGUUUGGCCGAUGGCUGACUAUUGGAUUGCCACUGACUUGCCACCACUGAGGGGAAAUAAUUCUAACAGUAUAGGUCAGCGUGGGAGAAGGCUAGGAGGGAUCAACGCUGCUGAAUCGCACUGAAGAAGGGAGGUAUGGGUGGUUGGUUGGGGUCGUUG
Molecule: messenger RNA, 802 nt
Organism: Exophiala mesophila
Lineage: Eukaryota; Fungi; Ascomycota; Eurotiomycetes; Chaetothyriales; Herpotrichiellaceae
Exons: 1
Coding region: 297-611 (104 amino acids)
Source: RefSeq, a predicted model, not a curated record